CUCGCCGCCGUUCACUAAUUAGCUGUUACUCGCGUUCGUCCCCGCUCCGCUCCGGUUUCUUGUCUCUCCCUUCAAUCGCCAUUGUUGGCACCAGUCUCCAUCUAGCGAUACGAAGCAAUUUCAUCUCGCGUACUUCUUUCAUUGCCAAGAAGUCGGAGUUUCCUCUCCCUCCCGAUCUGUUGUAAUCGUUCACUUUCUUCCACUCCCGCAGAGGUACGUUUUCCCUCUUUCUCUCUGUAUCUCCCGAAUCCAAAAACUAUGGCGGUAUAUCAUGAGCAGUUGAUUGAUUCGGAUAGAUGAUAGAUCUUCCUGAUUGUGUUGGAACUUCAUUUCGUAGAAUUCUGAGUUCAUUCAUUUUUCCUGGUUUGAAACUUUGAAGGGACAUGGCGACCACUGCAAGUUUUAUCAUCGUGAGCCGGAAUGACAUCCCGAUAUAUGAAGCUGAAGUCGGAUCUGCUACUAAAAGAGAAGAUGCUGCUCAGUUGCAUCAAUUUGUACUACAUGCGGCGUUGGAUAUUGUUCAGGACCUUGCUUGGACCACUAGUGCUAUGUUCUUGAAAAACAUUGAUAGGUUCAAUGACCUGGUGGUAUCAGUGUAUGUUACAGCUGGUCAUAUCCUUUCAUAGUUCGAUUUCCUUUGGCAUUCGAUUGCCAGCAUCUUAAUGAGUAGCUGUUCGCAAAAAUGAAUAAUGAAAACUUGUGGAAACAUUAUCUGAACUUAGUAUAACCCUCUCUUACUAGUUGCCCGAUUGAUUAUAGUUUCAAGUUACCAUGUAUAUGGUAUACCUCUUUGAUUUCUCAUUCCACACUUGUUGUGGCGAUUACCAUUGUGUCUGCAUCAGCAUCACAAUGUCAGGGUCUCUAAACAUACAUACCACUCGAUUUGCAGUCUGAGGCACUAUCUUAAUGUGCCCUACUCUUGGAUAGAUAAGUCAGUAAGUUGCAUCAGAUUAAGGUACUCAGAAUCAGGUAUUUCCUUGACAUUUCCAAACAUACACGAUUGAUGCUACUUCACGACUCUCGUAAUGAUGAUGGGAUCAAGAGCUUUUUCCAGGAGGUGCAUGAACUUUAUAUAAAGGUAAACUUCCUUCAACUUGGAUGCUCCGUUCGUGUGUUGGUUUUUCAUCUGUCAACAGUUGAAAAAACUAGCUGUGUCUGUUAGUUCAUAUGAGCUGAAAUGCAUGAAUUAUGAAUAUGAGUGAGGGUAAAAUGUGUCAUAGGUUCCCACAACCUAUGAUCAGAAAUGUGUCAUAGAUUUCAAGAACCAAUUUUGGCUACUGUUAGUUCUUCACCUAGGUUCGUCGGAGAACCUAAACUAUGACCCUGGAAGUAAGAUAUCUUGAUAUCAAAUUUUGAAGCUAUAUCUAUGAUAAGAUGCCGUUGUUACCUUUCACAUGACUUUUGGCAACUCUCUGGUGCAUUUAUCUUCUGCAUAGCUCAAGCACUAGGAAUCCGUACACCCUUAAUUUUAGAGUUUUAGCGUUAUAAUUCUAACAGAGAGUUUCAGCUCUUCAAGUACUGAGCAAAUAGCAAUCUCAUGCAGAAGUUCAUAUUAGCACUUUGCCAAGUCACUUAAAAUCUUAAAAUUCUAUGCUUCAGGUUCUUUUGUAGAACCUUGGUGUUCCUGUACAGAGCAAUUUUCCAUCCGUUCCUUUUUUAACGUAUGAUGAUCAAUGCAGGUACUGCUGAACCCCCUCUACUUGCCUGGUGCCCGCAUCGCGUCUUCACAUUUCGACACAAAAGUCCGCGCUCUAGCUAGAAAGUACCUGUAAUUGUGCAAACGAGCUCUUGCCAGCUCUUCAAAGUAACAUGAUCUACAGGUUUUGCACAAAUGGCUCUUGCAAUUCAGCAGGGAGAUUCUUCUUACUUCUCUACUUGGGCUCCCCUUGAUUUGGAUGUCAUUUGGUGAGAUUGGUGAUGUCAAGAAGACUUUAUGUUUAUAAACCCCGUUUGACCAAAAUUGUAUCUUUAAUGUUUCUCCACAUGAUCAGCAAUGUUGAUUAUUGAAUGUUCAGCAUGUGAUUAAACAUUGAAACAAAUGUAGCCAUGCCUGAAUAAUUUUGCUUAAAUAAGUACAGUGAUAUCAGGUUGGAUGUCUUAAGUCCCUUUCCUUAUGUCAUUCAUCCACAACAAACCCUAGCUCCUAUAAAGUUUAUGUUGGUCCUUUGGAAGUUGCUCUCCUCCAAUGGUUGACCUAUACUCGAUUUUUUAUUUUUAAUGUAGUUCAACCAAAUCGUUAUCGUUGCCAUGUCGAAUGUGCUUCACCAAACCCAUUGAAUUUUUGUUAUUUGAAGAAUACACCAACCUCUGGAGUUAGAGUUCUCUAUAAAUUAAACUAUGUAAU
Molecule: messenger RNA, 2344 nt
Organism: Linum trigynum
Lineage: Eukaryota; Viridiplantae; Streptophyta; Magnoliopsida; Malpighiales; Linaceae
Source: the annotation of a GenBank genome assembly